AGCAUCCACCUUCCAACAAGACCCAUUCCUCCCCAAAAUUCUGUAAAAAGGAAUGGAGCAAACCGCCGCUCCACCACAACCACAGCCUCUCUCCGCCACCACCGCUGCCACAACGGCAACCAUCAACACCACUACCACUACUACACACCCGGACUCCGUAGAGACUUCCCCUCGUUCCCGCAACAAUGAUUGCUGGGCAGAAGAAAAUUCGCUAUACCCAUCUAAUAAUGGUUCUACGGCUGCGGCGGCGCCGGGUGGUUCUGCUAAGCUCCGGUUGAUGUGCAGCUACGGCGGCCACAUAGUUCCUCGCCCUCACGACAAGACCUUGUGUUACGUCGGCGGAGAUACACGCAUCGUUGUCGUAGACCGCCACACUACUCUUUCAGACCUCACUCACCGUCUUGCCAAAACCCUCCUCCGAUCCUCUAUCUCAUCCACGACGGCAUCAUUUACACUUAAAUACCAACUACCUUCUGAAGACCUUGAUUCAUUGAUCUCCGUAACCACCGAUGAAGACUUGGAAAACAUGAUCGACGAAUAUGAGAGACUGAACUCGUCUACCGACGUUAACAAAUCUUCACGGCUCCGAUUGUUCUUGUUUCCGUCUAAACCAGAAUCCGUUUCCUCCAUCGGAUCGCUUCUAGAGAGCACCAAUAAAUCAGAAGAUUGGUUCCUUAACGCGCUCAACGGUACAUCUUCGAUGUUUUCCGAUACUUCAUCCGUGAAUUGCUUGUUAGGUCUUGAAGAUGACGUUUCGAUCCCGGCGAAGAAGGAUGCUAAUCACAAAGGUGUGAUCGGUAAGCAUUUGAGAGGAAAUAAUUCGGUUCAGGAUAUUCAAUCGGUGCCUGACUCUCCGAUGUUGGAAACGUCAUCAUCGUUCGGGUCAGCCUCGUCAUCCCCGUCACUGGCUAACUUGCCGCCGGUUAGAGUAAACGUGGAUGAUCAACAGAAGGUUGGAGGAGGAAUCGAGGAGCAGUUUUCUCAUAUCAGUGUACAUCAACAGCAAAUCAAACAUCAAGAGGAUGUGAGUUUUCUGACUGCGCCGGCACCGGUUCCGGUGGUGAUUACCGGCGUGCCGAUAGUUUCCAAGGUCGCGAUCACCGAUAAUCCGAAUCGUGUGUUAUCACAAGAUGAGAAAUCGGAGCAGGGGUAUCAGUUGGCCUAUCGCAAGCAACAACAGCAGCAACAACAACAACAAUAUCAGCAUAAACAAUCCAUAGCUUUUGAUUUGCCUUCCCCGGAUUCUGUUUCAAGUGAUGGCAGUAUAACAAAUCCCUUAUCACGACGAACUCCCCCUGUGGUUUAUCAAGAUCCAGUUUCACAAGCCCAAUUUUCUGCUAAUAACAACAACAACAGAGCUUCUGAACACAUUCCAAGUAAUAUUCAUGAUCAAAACACAAGAAUUCAGAUUCAAGAUUCUGCUUAUUUAAUCUCAACUCCAACAACACCAACCCAAGGUGAUCAACAUCAACAGCAUCCCCAAUUGCACCACCAACCACAGUUCAUUCAUACCGCUAUUCCACCACCACAGUACAUCCAGCACCACCCAUACCCAUCCGGGGCGGUUCCAUCUUACUACCAGAUGUACCCAUCUCAUUCCCAGGGCCAACAUCAUGCUCCUCGCCCACUUGAUCAGCAUAAUUUUGUGUAUUAUAUGCCUCCUCCUAAUAAUCAAGUCCCACCACCUCCUUCUAGUUUAUUCACCGGAGCAAGAACUGUCCAACCUGCAACUAAAACUGAAUCUCCGGCAGCCAUGUACAGAACAGCAAGCUCAGGGCCAGGUCAACAACAACAACAACGUCAGCUUCAGCAUCAGCCUCAAUAUGUUGGGUACCCUACCCCUGGAGGUAAUUUUGGUUAUGAGUUUACUGAUCCUUCAAAACAUGUAUACUAUGCAACACCUCAAUCUGCUUCUCCUUCUGCUUCUGCUGCACAAUAUCAAACCAUGGUCUCAAGUUUGUCUGUUCCUUCUCCUGUUGAAGCUGCCGCUUCUCAUCUUCAGACAGAUAAUAAUUUGAGAACAACAUCACAGCCUUGAGCCCUUGACAGGUGAAAAUUUUGCAGCCAAUUGUGUUUUGUUCUAUCUUAUUCUUAUAUUUAUAUUUUAUCUUUUUAUCUUUUGCAUUGGUAUUGGUUUGUGGUAUGUAUUUGUGAUUCUUGUUAAAAAACAA
Molecule: messenger RNA, 2171 nt
Organism: Lactuca virosa
Lineage: Eukaryota; Viridiplantae; Streptophyta; Magnoliopsida; Asterales; Asteraceae
Source: the annotation of a GenBank genome assembly